This is a messenger RNA of Pipistrellus kuhlii (Kuhl's pipistrelle), 1843 nucleotides long. RefSeq names its product DNA polymerase epsilon 2, accessory subunit (gene POLE2). The record is from RefSeq and is a predicted model, not a curated record. The transcript has 18 exons. Gene Ontology annotation, biological process: error-prone translesion synthesis; DNA-templated DNA replication. Gene Ontology annotation, molecular function: DNA binding. Bases 30 to 1694 code for a protein of 554 amino acids. NCBI's taxonomy places the organism in Eukaryota, Metazoa, Chordata, Mammalia, Chiroptera, Vespertilionidae. Gene Ontology annotation, cellular component: epsilon DNA polymerase complex.
GGCCGGGGCCGUGGCGCCAAAACGCGAACAUGGCGCCGGAGCGGUUGCGGAGCCGGGCCCUCUCUGCCUUCAAGCUGCGCGGCUUGCUACUCAGAGGUGAAGCUAUUAAGUACCUCACAGAAGCUCUUCAGUCUGUCAGUGAAGUAGAGCUUGAAGAUGCACUGGAAAAGAUCAUUGAUGCAGUUGAAAAGCAGCCCUUGUCAUCCAACAUGAUUGAACGAUCUGUAGUGGAGGCAGCAGUCCAGGAAUGCAGUCAGUCGGUAGAUGAAACUAUAGAACAUAUUUUCAAUAUCAUAGGAGCAUUUGAUAUUCCACGCUUUGUGUACAAUUCAGAAAGAAAAAAAUUUCUUCCUCUAUUAAUGACCAACCACCCAAAACCAAAUUUAUUUGGAACAGCAAGAGAUAAAGCAGAGCUGUUUCGUGAACGCUACACCAUUUUGCACCAGAGGACCCACAGACAUGAAUUAUUUACUCCUCCAGUGAUAGGUUCUCAUCCUGAUGAAAGUGGAAGCAAAUUCCAGCUUAAAACAAUAGAAACCCUAUUGGGCAAUACAACCAAAAUUGGAGAUGUAAUUGUUCUUGGAAUGAUAACACAGUUAAAAGAGGGAAAAUUUUUUCUGGAAGAUCCGACGGGCACGGUACAACUGGAUCUUAGUAAAGCUCAGUUCCACAGUGGUUUAUACACAGAGUCAUGCUUUGUCUUAGCAGAAGGUUGGUUUGAAGAUCAAGUGUUUCAUGUCAAUGCCUUUGGAUUUCCACCCACUGAGCCUUCUAGCACUACUAGGGCAUACUAUGGAAAUAUUAAUUUUUUUGGAGGGCCUUCUAAUACAUCUGUAAAGACUUCUGCAAAACUGAAACAACUAGAAGAUGAGAAUAAAGAUUCCAUGUUUGUGUUUAUAUCUGAUGUUUGGUUAGAUCAAGCAGAGGUGCUGGAAAAACUUCACACCAUGUUUUCUGGUUAUUCACCAGCACCUCCAACCUGCUUUAUUCUGUGUGGCAAUUUUUCAUCUGCACCAUAUGGAAAAAAACAAGUUCAAGCUUUGAAAGAUUCCCUAAAAACGUUGGCAGACAUAAUAUGUGAAUAUCCCAAUAUUCACCAAAGUAGUCGUUUUGUGUUUGUACCUGGUCCAGAGGAUCCUGGAUUUGGUUCUAUCUUACCAAGGCCACCGCUUGCUGAAAGCAUUACUAAUGAAUUCAGGCAAAGAGUGCCAUUUUCGGUUUUUACUACUAAUCCUUGCAGAAUUCAGUAUUGUACACAAGAAAUUAUUGUCUUUCGUGAAGACUUAGUGAAUAAAAUGUGCAGAAACUGUGUCCGUUUUCCUAGUAGCAAUUUGGAUAUUCCUAAUCAUUUUGUGAAGACUAUCUUAUCCCAAGGACACCUGACUCCACUACCCCUCUAUGUCUGCCCAGUGUACUGGGCAUAUGACUAUGCUUUGAGAGUGUACCCUUUGCCUGAUGUACUUGUCAUUGCAGACAAAUAUGAUCCUUUCACUUUGACCAAUACCGAAUGCCUCUGCAUAAACCCACAAACUUCAAGGUUUUUGAGAUUCUUGAACACCAUUGAAGAAACAAAACUCAUCGAUUUUCUGCUUAAUUUUAUAUUUUAUGUAACUCUGAUAUUAGGUUAUAAUAAAAUUAUGGUAAACAUUAGAAUGUUGUUUAAAUUUAUAUUUUAUGAGAUUUUGAUACUAUAAUAAACAUGAUGGCAUACUUUAUAAGGUUUUAUAGGAAAAAUAUUUUCUAAUCUUUUAAAAAUAUGAAAAUAUGUAUAAAGAUGUAAUCUAGUUAUACAUUUGCACCUAAAAACUGAUCUUUUAUUAUUUCUAUACUGGUCAUUUUAAUA